This is a messenger RNA of Hypomesus transpacificus, 2577 nucleotides long. Its product is annotated as UPF0606 protein KIAA1549L-like. The record is from RefSeq and is a predicted model, not a curated record. The transcript has 13 exons. Bases 1 to 2577 code for a protein of 858 amino acids. NCBI's taxonomy places the organism in Eukaryota, Metazoa, Chordata, Actinopteri, Osmeriformes, Osmeridae.
AUGGCCUGUUCACCUCAGCCCCUCCCCAGCCUGUCCCAGGCCCUGCUGAGGGGUCCCCUGGAGGGGGAGAGCCCAGGACAUCCGGCCCAGCGGGGACAUCCCUCAGUCCUGCUGCUGCUGGGGAGACAGGCCGCACAACUGACCCUGAACAUCACCACGACAAGCACAAGUGCUAGCUUUCACAAAGUAACGCUGUCAUCGGAGACGGUUCCUAGGAAGUUCCCCUCCCCUCACGUCACCGUGGAUAAUGUAUCUUCCAAGGAGACAAGUUCUGGGUGGUCUGCUAAUGCCACUCAGUUCACAUUAAAAACAGAGUCUGCUGGAAGUCAAGCUAGCCUUCAAGAGUAUGCGACAGGCCUGGGAAACAGCAAGCACCACACGUCAGGUGUCACCCCGGUGGAGGAGAGCCAUCUCAGACUGGUGGAGGAGAGCCAUCUCAGCUCGGUGGAGGAGAGCCAUCUCAGACUGGUGGAGGAGAGCCAUCUCAGCUCGGUGGAGGAGAGCCAUCUCAGCCUGGUGGAGGAGAGCCAUCUCAGCCCGGUGGAGGAGAGCCAUCUCAGCCCGGUGGAGGAGAGCCAUCUCAGCCCGGUGGAGGAGAGCCAUCUCAGCCCGGUGGAGGAGAGCCAUCCCAGCCCGGUGGAGGAGAGCCAUCUCAGCCCGGUGGAGGAGAGCCAUCCCAGCCCGGUGGAGGAGAGCCAUCUCAGCCUGUCACAGACAGAGUCUAGCAGCGGGAGCGAGCGUCUUUAUUAUUCCGACACAGAUGAACAAACCAAGAUACCUCUGAAAAAGUCCCCUGGGAGAGAUUCUGGAGAGGAUGUUGCUGUUUAUAAGGAUGCCGGUGAUGACGACACAGCAGACCCCCUUCAGUUCACGACCGUGACCACCACGACGGUGGCUUUGACCACAACCCCACCCACCACGCUUCCGACCACAACCACCACCACCCAGCCAACCACCACCCAGCCAACCACCACUACCCGGAAAACCACAACAACCACCACCCUGGCUCCAGUCACGAGGGGCACGGUCACUCCUCCGAGCCCCAGGACGAGCCCUCCACGAGGGGCUACUGUCGGCCUGGCUUCCCCCUUCACCACCACCACCACGGAGCCACCGCCGCGGCAGUGCAACAUCACAGAGAGGAUGUGGCUGAAAACUGUUGUGUCCAUCCACGUCAGGAGGAACCGUCUGGACAGCAUCCAGAGGCAGAACCUGCGUCGUGGGCUCAGCCAGGCGCUGCGGAGAGCCCUGAAUGACAGCACGGCCCAGGCCCAGCUGGAGACGGUCUUCGGCUCCCCCAACAUGACGGUGGUGUAUCAUGUGAUCGGGGCGGGCCUCGUCUACCACCCCUCCGUCGUCAUGGAGGCGCUGGGGUCCUACGGCCGUGAUAGGCUGAUCGCUGACCUGCGCCACUUCCUCCCCAUGGUAACGGCGCUGCCCAGCCCCGUGUCGCUAUGGAGACCUGGUCCAGCCAUAGGUCUUCUACUCCAGACAGUUCUGAGGUUCGUGGGCGCGGGGGAUGACCCGCGUUCGUGCCGGUUCUCCCAGAUGAUGGAACAGAGGCUGGAGAACGUGUUCUCUGAGGCCCAGGCCAAGGUUCUGGACGCCCACAACAGACUCCCUGUCCAGGUUCUGAGUGUGUCCCAGGUUCCCGGUUCUCCGGCGGUUUCUCUGGUGUACGCCGUGAGGAACGGCAGUGUCCUCCUGAACGGCACGGCCGCCGCCAGCCUGCUGGUGCAGCUGAGCGCCGAGCUGGUGGGCUACUUCCUAUUCUACCCUCCGCUCACCAUCGCAGAGCCUUUGGAGUACCACAACCUGAACACCUCCACAUCCACUAGAGACUUCUGGGUAAUCACAGUGAUCCAGGAUGGGUCUAAUUCCUCCCUGGGGCUCCAGUACCAGAGCUUUGCCAGCCUGAUGGAGCAGAGGCUGGCUGAGCUGUUUGUGUUGGCCGGGCAGCAGGGCACACGCCUGCGGAGGGCCACCACCAUGGAGCGCUACACCGUCCAGAUGGUGGGGAUCCGGUGGGUGUCAGGGGCCAGGAACCCUGUGGAGAUGACCUACUACGUCCAGGAGAACGGGGUCCCGCUAGCCGGCACCACCGCCGCCAAGAUGCUAAACACAGUGGACUCCCAGACAAUGGCUCUCACCCUGGGUUACUUCAUCCUGCUGCAGGCAGACCCUGUGGUCAAGAACCCUCCUAACAACCUGUGGAUCAUCGCCGCGGUGAUGGCGCCCAUCGGCGUGGUAACGCUCAUCAUCCUCAUCAUCACCGCUGUGCUGUGCAGGAAGAACAAGAGUGACUUCAAGGCCGACGCCGUUGGCAACCUUAACCCCCGAGCUAAGACGGUGUAUCGCAGGGAUGUGGGCUACUAUCACCAGCCAGUCCAGGGGUUUGACUAUGCCAAGCAGCACCUGGGCCAGCAGGGUGGUGAUGACGAGGCCUCCUCAGCCGGAGGGGACACCCUGGCUCUCGCCCUGCCCCUCCGCGACGCCCCCCUCACCCUGGAUAAGACCCUCCAUCAGGAGGGCUCCAGGAGCAGGAAGACGCUCACCUCCGGCCUGCGCAAGAGGUAG